Messenger RNA from Daktulosphaira vitifoliae (grape phylloxera), 985 nucleotides. RefSeq lists its product as uncharacterized. The transcript has 3 exons. Bases 453 to 962 code for a protein of 169 amino acids. Lineage: Eukaryota; Metazoa; Arthropoda; Insecta; Hemiptera; Phylloxeridae. The record is from RefSeq and is a predicted model, not a curated record.
UCUUAACUUUAAAUUUGUUUAAUGUAUUCUUAAUACCUCUUCAAAUAGGUUCUCAGCUAUUGUCAUGUCGGUAUAUAAUUUUACUGCUAAGACGUUCCGACUGUGAUUUGGAAUUUAGGAAAGAUGUUAGAGAGAAGAUCGAUAGUUUUAUAUCAAUACCAAACAAUUCAUUUUUUGAAAAGAACUUGAAAACGCCAGAUGUCGUUCCAUUAAACUCAACUUUGGAAGACCAUAACGUUUCGUUACCUGAAGAACCACCUACAGUUAUUAUAAAUAUUCCUUAUAAAUCUCGGAUAGUGUCAAAAACUAAAGUUAAGCCUAGUAAAAGUAAUGACAACUCGAAGCCUGUUCGAAAAAAAAAUAACAAAUCGAAAAAUCUUUCUCGCGGUAUUACUAACAAAAAUGUAAACAUUGACAUAGGUCUAGAAUAUGAUAUAAGUAAAGAUAACUUGAUGGUUGAACUAAAAUACGGUACCUUGGUUCCGGCGUUCUUAACAAACGUGAGUCCCAAAAGCACAAAAAGACUUUGCUUAUGUGGCGUAACAAACUCUGAAAUCCCUACUUCUUGGACAGAGUCUUUUCAUAACAAUUUACAUAAAAAUAUUUAUAAGUUACGUUUUACAGGAGAUGUUCACGAGGUUGAUCUUCGAACAAUUAAAGAAAAUGAUUUAUCCUACUUCAUUUUCAGUAUCAAUAACAAUGUAAAAGAUGAAAAACUUUUAACUACUUUGAAGAACAUAAAAGAUUACGUGAAUUUGGAACAUGGAAUUGUAGAAAAAAAUGUUCUUAUAUCCUCACGUGUUACAUAUUUAGCCGUAUUACCUUGCCUUAAAGUAAUUGGUUACUUGGAGGUUGAGCCAUUAAAAACAGCUACAGUCAAAUUUAGUGUACACACAAUUUGGGUAGCUAUUAGUUAUAAAAAGAAAAAUGUAAAGACAAAUUUGUUAAAUAACUUACUUUAAUAAAAAUUCAUAUUCAUUUUUUA